Molecule: messenger RNA, 1068 nt
Organism: Strigops habroptila (Kakapo)
Lineage: Eukaryota; Metazoa; Chordata; Aves; Psittaciformes; Psittacidae
Gene: SHCBP1L
Product: SHC binding and spindle associated 1 like
Source: RefSeq, a predicted model, not a curated record
AUGGACUUUUUGGAAUCGCAAUACCUUUUGGAAAAUCGGAAGAUGAAAGAAAACAACUGGCUAUCUAUCUUGUGUGUCCUUGGUGCUAUCCAUGAUGAGGUACUGACAAAAGUAGCCUUUUGUCUAACUUGGGUUACUUGCAAACCACCUCAGAGUUCAUGAUGUCAGCUCAAAGCCUCCGUAUCUUUUGCUGAACCAUUUUCCUCUCAUUUUGAAAAUAUACCAAGAGAACUGGUUGGUAAUGUUCUGGAGGAACUGGAGCUUUCUAUGAUGUUGCUGGAAGCCUGGCCUGAAGAGGGACAGAGUGAUGUUGGAUUUGAAUUGCCCAGGCGUCAUCAUUUAAAAAAACACCUGGAAACAUAUAAAAUGUUGUGUUUGGAAUUGAUUCGUUAUCAAAGUAAUGUUAAAGAAGAACCGGCAGCUGGAGAAGCUGUUGAAUACUGGAAGAAAUGUGAAACUGGAUUAAAUCUGUCUGGAAUUACAUGGGAAAUCUGGACAGAUAUUUUUAUGGAUACUCCAUUUCAGCAACAUGAUAAUUUGAAUGUUGCUUUAGAAAGCUGCCACAGUGAAUAUGAUGUGGGCAUUUUUCCAGGCUUAAUUGCUUCCAAACCCUCUCAUGAGAGCUUUGUGGUAUCAAAAUCCCAAGAUAACACACACCUUAGGUCGGUCCAGCACAGAACAGUAGAUGGUGUCGUGGCUGCUGAAUCUGACCAGGUGAUUGUAGCAUCUGCACUCACUGGAGCUCCUCUGACCAUCACAGACAGUGAGAUUACUGGAGCUCAGGACUCUGGAGUUGAGCUGUACCCAAGAAGCACAUCCAACUUAGAGAGUUACAACAUUCAUCACUGCAAUAGUACUAGAACCAGAGAGACCUCAUAUAACAAAAAGUCCACACCAGCAGAAAGGGUUGUGGAGUUUACUGCAUCAGACCAUGCAGAAGAUGAUACAUGCUCCAAAUUAAUCCCAGAUUUAAGUUUGGAGAUGAAUACUGAUACACUUGAUGAUAUCAAAGAUAGCUCUGUAAUUCACAGCUGGAUACCUAAGCUUCAUGUAGCAUUUGGCUUUUAG